AUGGGACUCAACUCAGGACUGGCAAAGAUGGACGUUGCACCAGAUAAGGCACUGCGUCGGAAAUGUUGGGAUUCUCGAGACAGGUUUUUCCAAUGCCUCAAUGACAACCACAUUGACAACUCCUUGGAUCCAGCAGAACUCCCUAAAGUCAACGAGAAAUGUGCAGCCCUCAAGAAACAGUUCGAACUGGAUUGCAUAGAUACUUGGGUCAAAUACUUCCAGGAAAAGAGAUUCAAUGAUAUAGUGCGGAAGAGGUAUAUUGCCAAAUUGGAGAGCGAAGGAGCCCAGCCUUUGCCGUUCAAAAUCGAAGGAGUAAAGAAAUAA
This is a messenger RNA of Lodderomyces beijingensis, 324 nucleotides long. NCBI's taxonomy places the organism in Eukaryota, Fungi, Ascomycota, Pichiomycetes, Serinales, Debaryomycetaceae. The record is from the annotation of a GenBank genome assembly.